Molecule: messenger RNA, 1857 nt
Organism: Zasmidium cellare ATCC 36951
Lineage: Eukaryota; Fungi; Ascomycota; Dothideomycetes; Mycosphaerellales; Mycosphaerellaceae
Exons: 3
Coding region: 1-1857 (618 amino acids)
Source: RefSeq, a predicted model, not a curated record
AUGGAGCGUCACCGCCGUCAUUCGGCUGCCCACCUUCGGAAAGCAGAGACGCUGCAUGCCUCCAGCUCCGAGCCGCUUAUCGAUACGCAACCUCUCCACAGUGAUGGCCCCAAUCCCUACGAGCUAGAGCACCCGAAUGAAGCUGCAGAUGAAGAUGGAAGUGAUGUCGAAGAUGAGAGUGAAAGUGAGCUGGACAAUGAAGAUGUGGAACCAGAAUCAUCCAACAUUGUCGUGGCUGUUCAGCCGAGACCCCGCAAGAAAACGAUGGUGAUAUCCUCCUCCCAAGAAACAUACAACGACCACGCAGCAUCGCCCAGCACAUACGAAUCACCAUCGCGGAAGUCUCGAAUGGCACGUGAGUUGCGCGAUCUCCGCCGUCCCGGUCCCUUUGAUUCGCCACUGUCGUCUGAACCUCCAACCAAACGCCAUAGGAUGAAUGAGAAGCCUUCCCCGCGGAGACUGAGAGAACGCAAUCCUCUGAUGUUUGGCUACACAGAGAAGCAGCUACUCCCAGACCUGGACCAGAUGCUUGAUGAGGCCGUACCUUUUGCGGAUAGCGUCGAAUUGCUGGACCUCAACAAGCUUCAGCCGCUGGCGGAUCGAGCUGCAGAGUAUGGCGUCAGCGAGCAGACUAUUCGCAAGUGGGACGCGGAGCAGGCCGUGUUUGAUGAUGACAGAUAUUACGAGGACGUUGAUGAAGACGCAGACUAUCUACCCAUUGGACUUGGUGGCACAAUACCUUCUCAAUCCCACCACCCAGAACCCGUCGACCCCGAAACACAGUCUCAGCCAAUCUUCGAGCGCAUUCAGCAGCCGACUUCGCGCGAUGAUGACAUGCAGACCUUCCUGGACGCCUUGCAGCGCGGUUGGUUCGAACUCAUCGACAAACUCCUCGAGAAGGAGCGGCGCAUUCGUGCGUAUUCUGAGAAGGAUAUCAAACUCGCCAAGUACCAAGUCUACUACAUCCUCAUCAGCAUGCACAGCAGCAUCGUCAAAUCGCACAUGCAAGGCGAUCUCGCACGCCAGUACCUUGUCGAUGCCGAAACCCGUGGCGAGAUUGACAAGCUGCUCAUCGCCCUCAUCGAAGAGCACUACCUCGUCUACGGCGACCCUGACAUCGCCACCGAGAUCGACAACUUCCGUGCACCGUACUCGACGGCUGCGAACGCUCAGCGAGGCUAUCGCAAGUACUUUGUCUGUACUCGGCGGGACGGCACGCGCUACAUGUCUCGAAAGCGCAUCGACAUCUUGAGGUUGUUCUGCGAACGGCUCUCGGGGCGUCUGUCCAAGAUCAGCGGCGAUGAUGCCGACCGUCCGCUGAUGGCAGCACUGGUCGAAGUGGGCUUCAGCAUCUACGUGUUCCGCCGCCUCGCCAACCAUCGAGCACAUCGCGGAUCCAACUUCAUCCAGAACAUUUUCGAAUCGGUCUGCCACCAUCUCUUCGGCGACAAGUUCGGCAUCCAUCAGCACAUCAUCUACCUGGGCUCCAAUAGGAUGCAGGGGAGUCUUGCCGAGACGAUUCUCACACGCAUCUGCCAAGGAUACGUUUUCAAUGCUGGCGGAUUCUCUUUUCACCCAGCUGGACAAAACAAUAGCUCAGGAACGUGUUGCGACUCCAAGCGGUUCACAGUCGACCAGUAUGCGACGUGGCGCUCAUGGGCGCUCGAGAACUCGUCGGUGCGCGAAAACCACGAGGCCUAUGGAGUGUUCUUGGCUCAACACGCAGACGAGCCGGCAGCACCAGCUCGCUCCCAGAGCAACCAUGAGAGCGGUGUAGGCAAUGUCGAGGCGGAGGUCCAUGUCUCGAAGCUUCUACGGUUUGACCGUGCUUUGCAGGAUUUGUUGGAGGACUGGUAG